AUGGCUAACCAGGCGCCGUCUAGCAGCUCCCCUCCUCCGCCUGUGUCUGCGCCCGCUCCCACUUCAGCAAAUAUGGAAUAUCCCUUCGCAACCUCGCCCGACAUCCUCCGCACGCAUCAGAAAGACGCCUACUUCUCAGGGAGCAUCUCGUCACAAGCAUCCACGAUCCUGCGCGCCCUCCUCGGCGCUCGGUUUGCACACAAAUACUCCGAAGCCACGAACCAUCUCUCUGAACUCCUCUAUCUCUGCAUAACCACACUUCUGGGGAACAGGACCCUGGGUGAAGAAUACUGCGACGUGAUCCAAGUCGAGGACGACACACUGAGACUAGCGGGCCUCGGGAGAAGAGUCGGCUACAUCGCCAGUGUGGUGUUUGCGCCCUGGAUCCUGGGGAAGUCUCUGCCGGCGUUGAGGAGAAGGCUGAGGAGUAAACUCGAAUGGAACAUCGAACACGCAAAGCAGAAACAACAACAACACCACGGCAGCAGACAUCCCCCCUCACCCCGGAGCCUUAAACUGCAAGAAUACAUCCUCAAACACCUCGACACCCUGACGUCCCCUCAACCCAUCUACGCCGUCAGCCUUGCAAUCUUCUAUUUUACAGGCGCAUACUACCACAUCGCCAAGCGGCUGUUCGGAUUGCGCUAUGUGUUCACGAAACAGAUCAAACCAAAUGAAGAGCGGGUAGGAUACGAGGUCCUGGGCGUGCUGCUCGUGCUGCAAAUGGCCGUGCAGUCGGCCCUGCACAUCCGAGACACAUACAUGGAUGCAACAACCUCUACGACGACUGGAGCCGAAGCAAAGGGAGCCAGCACCGCAGCAAUGCUGGCCAACGGCGUCGAGAUCCCCAUCUCAUCCAGCCUCGAAACCUCCUCGGCGGGCCAGCUGCUCUCCGCCGUUCCCGUGCAGUCCUAUCUGCCCCCGGGCCUUGGGGCGAACACGGCAACCCCGGUCCUCGACACUCCGCGCUAUGCCCUCGAGGGCCACGACGAGAUCAUGGCCUGGAUCCCCGCCGGCCACCAGCGGAAAUGCACUCUGUGUCUUGAACCGUUCCGGGACCCGAGCGUGACGACCUGCGGGCACGUCUUUUGCUGGACCUGCGUGCAGGACUGGGUCAAGGAGAAGGCCGAGUGUCCGCUGUGUAGACAGAGCGUGCUUAGCCAGAAGAUAUUGCCGUUGAGAGGGUAG
Molecule: messenger RNA, 1188 nt
Organism: Fonsecaea multimorphosa CBS 102226
Lineage: Eukaryota; Fungi; Ascomycota; Eurotiomycetes; Chaetothyriales; Herpotrichiellaceae
Exons: 1
Coding region: 1-1188 (395 amino acids)
Biological process (GO): protein import into peroxisome matrix
Cellular component (GO): peroxisomal membrane
Molecular function (GO): zinc ion binding
Source: RefSeq, a predicted model, not a curated record